Messenger RNA from Microplitis demolitor, 1191 nucleotides. RefSeq names its product protein dissatisfaction-like. Lineage: Eukaryota; Metazoa; Arthropoda; Insecta; Hymenoptera; Braconidae. The coding region runs from base 1 to 1191 and encodes 396 amino acids. Gene Ontology annotation, molecular function: RNA polymerase II cis-regulatory region sequence-specific DNA binding; nuclear receptor activity; zinc ion binding. Gene Ontology annotation, biological process: anatomical structure development; regulation of transcription by RNA polymerase II; cell differentiation. The record is from RefSeq and is a predicted model, not a curated record. The transcript is spliced from 7 exons.
AUGGAAGAGCAUAAUCGAGACUCAACACUCUGUAAAGUAUGUGGAGACAAAGCAUCGGGAAAACACUAUGGUGUUUCAAGUUGUGAUGGUUGUCGAGGCUUUUUUAAACGGUCAAUCCGUAGGUAUGCCAGAAAUUUAGAUUAUGUUUGCAAAGAAAAUGGUCAAUGCAUAGUUGAUGUAUCAAGAAGAAAUCAAUGUCAAGCUUGUAGAUUUGCUAAGUGUCUGGAAGUAAACAUGAAACGAGAUGCGGUACAACAUGAAAGAGCACCGAGAAGUACGUCGUCGUUGGUUUCCGCUGCGAGAAGAGUACCCUCGGUGAUCUAUCCAGGAAUCUCUCACGUCUAUCACACUGCAAGCAACCCCUACCACCCUCUUUUAUAUCCAACACUCUUUCCGUUCAAACCUAGUGUACCAACUUUUAGUCCCAAUGUCGCGCACUUUUUACCACGACCUAUUGCAGAACCUUUGCCUGUAGUUGCUGCUAAAGAGGAUGAAGUUACGAGUUCAGAAGAAGCGAGAAAUGCCGUCCAAAGAUGUGAACAAAAAGAGCAAACGAAUGUACCUUUAGUACCAGCUUCGAUAUCGAAUCCAUCAUUAACAGACUACGGACUUUCUAAUCAAUCAUUUUUAUUGACAGAAAACGUUUAUGAAUCUGCAGCGAGAUUACUCUUUUUAGCAGUAAAAUGGGCUAGAAGUAUUCCAUCUUUUUUAGAAUUAUCUUAUCGAGAUCAAGCAAUUUUAUUAGAAGAGUCUUGGAGUGAAUUAUUUGUUCUUACAGCUGCUCAGUGGAAUUUUUCAGUCGACGAAUCAAUAUUAGUACCAUUGAUUCUCCCAACAGAAAGGAAACAAAUUCUUGCCGAUGAAUUGAGAAGACUUCGAGAAUUAUUAACACGUUUUACAAUUUUGCGUGUUGAUCAUUCUGAGUAUGCUUGUUUAAAAGCAAUAGCUCUUUUUAAAGGAGAAUCACGAGGACUUGGUGACUCUGCUAGGGUAUUAAGUCUUCAAGAACAGACGGUAACAGUUUUAGGAGAAAGGGGUGCCGGUAGAGUUGGCCGCUUACUGUUGUUAUUAUCCCCUGUACGUGCAUUAUGUCGGGGAACGCUAGAAGAACUUUUAUUCAAACCAACAGUCGGUGAAGUCAGUGUCGAAAGAUUACUCAGUGAUAUGGUACGAGCUACACGACCAACUUAA